AUGGAUCAUCUUUCAAUCUACACCACCUUUUCGGACAAUGCUAGAGCUGAAUUGGUUUCUGCGUUGAGUGAGAAAACAGCACAACCGUUCAGUGCCUUCAAAACUCCAUAUCUUAACACCAGCAGAUGGAAUCAUAUUGAUAAGUUAGGAGAUGUUUUUGGUGCUCAGUUUUUUGCAACAAGUAAAGAGCAUGGAUACGAAGAUUUUGCGGAAAGAGGCAUCAGUGAUACCUAUGAUAACAACUAUGAGCCGUAUCCGGCAUGGUCAGCAGAAACAGCCCCUAUAACUAGGGAUCGAAUCCAAUCUAUUUUCAUUCACAUUUCUAAGAUUUUUGGAUUUCAGUAUGACAAUACCAAAAACAUGUAUGAUUAUCUCAUGAAAAUGUUGGAUUCGAGAGCAUCAAGAAUGGGUCCAGCAAAGGCUUUGAGAAGUAUACACGCUGAUUAUAUCAGUGGCUACAACUCGAAUUAUAGGAAAUGGUAUUUUGGGUCUCAAAUGGAUGUUGAAGAUAAUAUGCUUUCCGAAAAUCCCUCUUUAUAUGAGUCAGAUGUGAAGACUAGAAAGAAGCUUUUCGCUUCACAAAACUAUUCUUUGAAAGACUCUGAGACAAAUUGGGCCAAUACAACGAACUCAUUUUUACCUGAGGAUUGCAUUAUACAGCUUGCAAUCUAUCUAUUGAUUUGGGGCGAGGCAAACAACAUAAGGUUCAUGCCGGAAUGCUUAUGUUUCAUCUUCAAAUCUUGUGUAGACUGCUUCUACUCCUUGGAUUUUACCAAUGACAUACAACCUCUUACCGAAAGCUUUCUUGAUCACGCUAUUACACCCUUAUACGAGUUCUAUAGAAAUCAACUCUAUUCAAAAAUAGAUGACCAUUGGGUUAUCAAAGAAAGGGACCAUACUAAUAUCAUUGGUUAUGAUGAUAUCAAUCAAUGCUUUUGGUACAGAAAGAGUCUAGAAAAGAUUGAACUUUACGACAAACAGAAGUUGAUGGAUUUUCAACCAUUCGAGAGAUAUCUUUAUCUUAGUCAAAUCAACUGGCAAAAAUCAGUGUCAAAAACGUACCACGAAUCCAGAUCUUGGUUCCAUGUUCUUAUAAACUUUAACCGUGUUUGGAAUAUUCACUUGGGUGUCUUUUGGUACUACACUUGUUUUAACUCUCCAACCUUAUACACAGAAAGAUAUCUCAUCACUGCAGACAAUCAACCAACGGCCUUGGCUACAUUAACAUGUUUAUCGAUUGCAGGAUCUAUUGUUAGUUUUGUGAAUUUGGUUUCUUUGAUUCUAGAGUUUAUUUUUGUUCCAAGACACUUCCCAGGUGCACUACCACUUUUGUCAAGAUUCUGCUUUGUUACAGCUUGCUUUAUAACAGUUACUCUUCCCACAAUUUAUUUUUUCUGGGUAACUGGAACAAGUGAUUCAUCACCGUUAAACUAUGCAAUUGCGGUCUCCCAAUUCAUUUUUUCUCUUCUGGUUGUUUCUUACUUCUCUAUCAUACCUUUGUCACGUCUAACCGGAAAUAAUCAUUCUGAAGAUAAGAGGAAAUACUUACCAUCAUACUAUUUUACUAACUUUAUAUAUACACUCAAGGGUAAGAAGGCCUUGGCAUCAUUGGGAUUAUGGGGAGGUGUUUUUGUAUCAAAGUUUACUGAAUCCUAUUUCUUUUUGACAUUGAGCUUACGAGAUCCGGUUCGUGAGCUAAGCAUCAUAAAAAUUGAUAAAUGUUUAGGAGAAGAGUGGUUUGGACCUAUUUUAUGUGAACAAGAAGCCAAAAUUAUCCUAGCAUUGAUGUUUCUGACCGACUUGGUUUUAUUUUUCCUAGACACAUACCUAUGGUACAUCAUUUGGAACACUUUACUUUCUGUUGCUAGGUCCUUCUACUGUGGCGUAUCAAUUUGGACUCCUUGGAGGAACAUGUUUUUCAGAUUGCCGAAUAGGAUUAUCUCAAAAAUUUUAAAUCCGGCUGCUGUUGGGAAACGCACCGAAGUGGAACGUAAAAACAUGAUUUUCAAAGUUUGGAAUUCAAUUGUUAUUUCAAUGUACAGAGAUCAUCUAAUUUCUGUUGAUCAUUUGGACAGCUUAAUUUAUCAGUGCACAAAAGGCGAAAACGGUGAAAAAAUUGUGGCAGAGCCAAGUUUUUUCAUCCAACACGAGGAUGGCGACAAUAUUUCCAACAGAAAUGAUUAUUUGAAAUCAGAUUCAGAGGCUGCAAGGCGUUUAUCUUUUUUUGCUCAUUCUCUCUCUACUUCAAUUUCGAUGGCUAUGCCGCUAGAUAAGAUGCCAUCCUUCUCUGUUUUGAUUCCCCAUUACUCAGAGAAAAUAACAUUAUCUUUACAGGAAGUAAUCCGGCGAGAAGAUGACUUCUCUAACAUCACAUUACUUGAGUACUUGAAGCACUUGUAUCCCCAGGAGUGGCAUAAUUUUGUCAGAGAUACUAAACUACUUGCUUCAGAGCAAUACAGCGAUAAUGAAAAGGAAGAGAAAGAUGUUAGUGAUGUGCCAUUCUAUGCAGUUGGAUUCAAAGCUGCAACACCUGAGUAUAUAUUGAGAACCAGAAUUUGGGCAUCUUUGCGUUCGCAAACUUUGUUUCGUACCAUAUCAGGGUUCAUGAAUUACUCAAGGGCGAUAAAACUAUUAUAUUCAGCGGAAUGCGAAGAUCAAAGUGUAAGUACAUUGGUAAACAUUGAAGAGGCAAACGUUAUGGCACAAAGAAAAUUCAGAAUAGUGGCAUCCUUGCAAAGACUGAAAGAGUUUUCUCCUGAACAAGAACAAGCCAAGGAAUUUUUGUUAAGAACAUACCCAGAGCUUCAAGUUGCUUAUCUAGAUGUUGAGAGAGAUCCAGUGACGAACGAAUUCAUUUACUACUCGGCACUUAUAGAUGGAAAUUCUGAUAUUUUAAGUAACGGCCAAAGAAAACCCAAAUAUCGGAUCAGGUUGUCCGGUAAACCUAUCCUUGGUGAUGGUAAAGCCGAUAAUCAAAACCACGCCAUAGUGUUCUGUAGAGGAGAGUAUGUUCAAUUAAUCGAUGCUAACCAGGAUAACUAUCUAGAAGAAUGCUUGAAAAUAAGAAGCGUUUUGAACGAGUUUGAAGAAUAUGACGCACCAGAUAAUCCUUAUACCUAUGAUCCUAAAGAUAUGUCCGUUUCAGUAGAUUACAUUCAUCCUGUUGCAAUUUUAGGUACUCGUGAGUAUAUUUUCUCUGAAAAUAUUGGUGUUUUGGGUGAUGUUGCAGCAGGAAAAGAGCAAACUUUUGGUACUUUGUUUGCCAGGACAUUGGCUCAAGUUGGUGGUAAAUUACAUUACGGUCAUCCAGAUUUUCUCAACACUAUAUUCAUGUGCACCAGAGGUGGUGUUUCUAAAUCACAAAGGGGGUUACACCUAAAUGAAGAUAUUUACGCAGGAAUGAAUGCUUUAAUGCGUGGAGGUAGAAUUAAACACUGCGAAUAUUUCCAAUGUGGUAAAGGUAGAGAUUUAGGCUUUUGUUCUAUUUUGAACUUCACCACAAAAAUUGGUUCUGGUAUGAGUGAGCAAAUGCUAUCCCGGGAAUAUUUUUAUCUUGGAACACAAUUACCCCUUGACAGAUUUUUAUCCUUCUUCUACGCACAUCCAGGAUUUCAUCUCAACAAUGUGUUCAUUUUAUUAUCAUUGAAAAUGUUCAUGCUAUUUUGUAUUCAUUUGGGCGCUUUGACAAAUGACUCAGUGUUGUGCUCAUAUAAUAAAAAUAUACCGUUUACUGAUCCACGUGUACCUUCUGGCUGUACUAAUUUAGUUCCAGUCAUUGAUUGGAUUCAGCGAUGUAUUUUAUCAAUCUUCAUUGUGUUUGGAAUAUCCUUCAUACCAUUAUGUGUCCAAGAGUUGAUGGAGAGAGGACUCUGGAGAUGCAUGUACAGAACUUUCAGGCACUUCACAUCUUUAUCCCCGAUGUUUGAAGUUUUUGUUUGCCGGAUCUAUUCACAAUCGUUAGUAACUGAUUUGGCUGUGGGGGGUGCUAGAUACAUUGCCACCGGAAGAGGAUUUUCCACCGCAAGAAUGUCCUUCUCAGUGCUCUAUGCAAGGUUUUCUUACGAAAGUUUCUAUUUUGCAGGGACGCUAUCGUUAUUGCUACUCUAUGUUUCAUUGGUUCUGUGGAAAUUUAGUUUCCUUUACUUCUGGGCUACAAUCUCAUCUUUGUUUUUCUCCCCAUUUUGGUUCAAUCCAAAUGCAUUCAAUUUCACUGAAUUUUUCAUUGAUUAUAGAAAUUUCUUAAAAUGGCUAACAAGUGGAAAUGUGAGAACAAAGAGGGAUUCAUGGAUUUCUCACGUGCGUGCUACAAGAAUGUCAGUCACCGGCUCUAAAAUCAAAAGGUCAAAAGGUGACACGACAUUUAUGGGAUCGAACUAUCAAAGACCUUCGUUUCUUUCUUCGUUCAUUGCACAAAUUGGGUCUAAAGUUGUCACAACUCUAUUAAUAACCAUUGCUUAUUUGUUCACAAACUCUCAAAAUCAAUCAGGAGGGGGUGUUCCAUCAAACUCUUUAUUGAGAUUACUUGUCGUGACCUUUGGGCCUAUUGCUAUCAAUGCAGGUGUCCUAUUUUGCCUCUUUAUUGUAUCCAUUUUGACAGGUCCGCUUAUCAUGUGCUGCUCUAGUUCUUUUCCUGGGAUGAUUGCUAAUUUAGCCCACAUGAUCAGUGUCUUUGUCUAUAUCUUUUCAUUUGUUUUCUUACUUUUAUGUCAAAAUUGGGAUGUUGCAAAAUCAGUGUUGGGAGCAUGUGCUUCUUUCAACUUACAAGAGCUAUUUUUUAAAUUGGUAACAAUACUUGUGUUGAAUAGGGAAAUUAAAGAUGAAAAAUCUAACAAAGCUUGGUGGACUGGAUCGUGGUUAACUUCUGGUCUAGGCUGGCACAUUUUCACUCAACCAUUUAGAGAGUACAUCUGUAAGAUUAUUGAAAUGUCUUAUUUCGCUUUGGAUUUCUUAAUCUCACAUUUCAUCCUAGUAUGCCAGGUCCCUGUUUUAUUCAUUCCAUACAUUGACACCAUUCAUUCAAUGCUAUUAAUGUGGCUUAGCCCAGAAAACAUGUUAAAAAAGCCGAUCUACUCAUCGGCCAAACGCAGAAUGAGGAUGAGGGUAACGGUUACAUACUUUUUCUUAUUUGUUUCAAACAUCUGUGUUAUUUGUUCGAUUGUCGUUGUGCCAAUUGUUUUUUCUCGCGUCUUCGAAGUUGACUUUGAUGAAUACAUGCCCGAAUUUUUGAGUAUCUUAUUCCAACCCGCUGAAAUCACUGAUAAACGGAAGGGGUUACAAAAUUAUAUCCCUCCAAAAUUACACGGUUAA
This is a messenger RNA of Pichia membranifaciens NRRL Y-2026, 5307 nucleotides long. RefSeq lists its product as hypothetical. The coding region runs from base 1 to 5307 and encodes 1768 amino acids. Gene Ontology annotation, cellular component: 1,3-beta-D-glucan synthase complex; plasma membrane. The transcript is spliced from 2 exons. The record is from RefSeq and is a predicted model, not a curated record. Lineage: Eukaryota; Fungi; Ascomycota; Pichiomycetes; Pichiales; Pichiaceae. Gene Ontology annotation, biological process: fungal-type cell wall polysaccharide biosynthetic process; (1->3)-beta-D-glucan biosynthetic process. Gene Ontology annotation, molecular function: 1,3-beta-D-glucan synthase activity.